Molecule: messenger RNA, 1907 nt
Organism: Sphaeroforma arctica JP610
Lineage: Eukaryota; Ichthyosporea; Ichthyophonida
Exons: 10
Coding region: 40-1770 (576 amino acids)
Biological process (GO): transmembrane transport; monoatomic cation transport
Cellular component (GO): membrane
Molecular function (GO): monoatomic cation transmembrane transporter activity
Source: RefSeq, a predicted model, not a curated record
CAGAGGUUUCUAAGGCUAUAGUGCUUAUAUACUGUUAACAUGCAAAGUGUCAUGCGUGGCCAUGACCAAGAUGAUAGCAAAGGUGAACGUCAACCUCUACUGGAAACUGCAGACAAAGAGGUUACUUUUCGAGGUGCAGCAGAGGAACAUGGAGUUGACAUAGAAAUGCCGUUGCCAAGUUUAUACUCCUCCAUCCACUAUCACUCUGCUCCCUCUCUACAGAAUGAUGUGAUUAUCGCAACUGAUGCGCUCUAUGCCAACGCAACAAGCAGUCAUGGCUAUCGUCGCGUCUGCAGCAAUAAUCUGUCGGGCAUCAAUUCCGCCUCCAUCCACCAUUUGAUGUAUGACACAACGUCCAGGGCUGCGUACAGGAGUCAAUCGGAUCUGAGUUUUGCUCAGACUAUCCCUACCAACGAGCACACACCCUGCCUGUUGACACAAGCCACUGCCUCACAACGAAGGCUACUGGAGACCGCCUACAGCAUGGACGAAUCCCAUCCCACGCACCAGCAAUGUACAGCGCGAAAGUUGGCAAGGGAACGCAAAGCAAAGGCAUUGCACGUGCGACGUGUGCAGAGUGAGGCGAGCAAUGGCAGCGAAAUUGUGGACGAUGCAGCGGCUUCCCCUGAUGAAACCGGGCUCUUGCUGUGGGGUCAAAAUUGCGACAACCCAAGUUCGAGUCCGUUGCUAGAAGACGGCUGGAGAAUCGACAUAGAGGCCAUUUCGCGCAAGCUGGUAGAUACAGAGACCAAAGAGUUUGGCUUAUUGAGCCGGAACGUGCGGUCAUUCUACAAUACGCAAAAUGAGCUGAUACAAGAAUUGUUGGAUGCCGAAGAAAAGUUUGGAACAAAAAGAAAUCGGAACAUGUCGAAGGCCAUAGAGACUAUGGAAACCCGAAAUGGCAUGGCGACCAUGCUUUCCAAUGUUGUGAACGUAAUUCUGACACUGGCAAAGCUUGUCCUGUCCUACAUGACAGGAUCCAUGUCCAUUGUGUCGUCGCUGGUCGACUCGGUAGUGGACUUGUUCACUGGACUUGCGCUUUGGCUAGCGUCCCAUCACGUCUCUAAUCAUAACCCAUACAAAUACCCUAUAGGCCGCGAACAACUGGAGCCCAUCGCCGUAGUAGUGUCCGCAGUGGUAAUGGUGUCGGCUUCGUUACAAGUCAUCUGGGAAUCCGGUAAACGACUGAUAGGGGACGACAUAUCGAUAGACUUGUCCUUGACCGCGUGGAUCAUUAUGGGAUUGACGAUAUCCUCUAAAGGUGUACUUUACAUGUAUUGCCGUAAUAUAGCUACUCCGACUGGACAGGCUCUGGCCCAGGAUCAUUUCAAUGAUGUUGUUUCAAACACAGGAGCAAUGCUGUUCGCCGUUCUAGCGGAACGGCUUUGGCUCCCAUUGGAUCCCAUUGGUGCGAUAUUGAUUGCCAUAUACAUCAUGUACAGUUGGAUGAAGACGGGUUAUGAAGAAAUACAAGGUUUGAGUGGAAUAGCGGCGGAGCCCGAUACGAUAAAGGUCCUGACAUACAUAGCUUUCAAUCAUCACGCGGAUAUCAUAGCCGUGGAAACUGUUUCGGCCUAUCAUUUCGGCACUAAAAUGAUUGCAGAGGUGGAUAUUGUAUUGUGCCCGUUCACGCCGCUGCCAAUUGCCCACGAUAUAGCUGAGACGCUACAAAUGAAGUACGAAAGUUGGGGCAAUAUCGAGCGUGCUUUCGUACACAUUGACUUCGAGAUUGUACAUGAGAGGAGCAUGGAACAUCAGCGGCACUUGUAGCGAAUGUCGGUAGCGUUACUCAUAGUUUUCGUUCUUGGAUUUAUAUACUGUUAACCUGUGUUAAGCCUUUUAUAGAGCAUGUGAGGCUGAACAGACUACAAUAAAAUUAGAGAAGUGUUCGCUACUCGAAAUACGCC